Penicillium digitatum Pd1 is the source of this 1626-nucleotide messenger RNA. RefSeq names its product Major facilitator superfamily, general substrate transporter. Gene Ontology annotation, biological process: carbohydrate transport; transmembrane transport. Gene Ontology annotation, cellular component: membrane. Gene Ontology annotation, molecular function: carbohydrate:proton symporter activity. The record is from RefSeq and is a predicted model, not a curated record. NCBI's taxonomy places the organism in Eukaryota, Fungi, Ascomycota, Eurotiomycetes, Eurotiales, Aspergillaceae.
AUGGUGGAGAAUACAUAUCCAGACCAACUAGCCGAGAAAGAAGGUGCCAUCGACGCCAUGCACCAGGAGCAUAAGGAGGGUGUCAAGGUUGAGACUGUUCAGGGCUCACUGGCUCUCGACGUAGCCAGGCGGACCAACCCUCCGAACCCCUGGAGCGUUCAAAUGAGAAAGCUAUAUUCGUUUUUGAUUGUAGCAUACCUUUGCUCGGCUGUAAAUGGAUUUGAUGGUUCUCUUAUGGGCGCUCUGCUUCCCAUUAAGCAAUUCCGUGAAACCUUUGGCUCUGGCUUGGUCGGUUCUAAAGCCUCCUUGAUCCAGGGUAUGUACACAAUUGGAGGUGUCUCCGCGCUGCCAUUUGUUGGAGUGUUCCUGGAUACUUGGGGCCGACGAUGUGGCAUGUUCACUGGAUCCUGCGCUGUCAUCCUGGGCACAAUUCUUGGUGGUACUGCCAACCACAUGAAUCAAUUGCUCGCUAGCCGAUUCUUCCUUGGAUGGGGAUACUCCUUAGCCUCCUCUGCUGCACCCGCCUACGUCGUCGAGAUGAGCCAUCCUGCCUACCGUGACAUUUUGACCGGGCUGUACAAUUGCCAGUACUUCAUUGGCGCUAUUGCCGCUGCUGGUGCUUGUCGCGGAUGCCUGAGGUUUGAGAGUUCGCUCGCAUGGCGCAUCCCCAUUUGGUGCCAGUUGAUUUCGUCCAGCAUAGUGGUCCUAACUGUUUGGUUUAUCCCCGAAUCACCUCGCUGGCUUUAUAGCCAUGGGCGCCGGGAGGAAGCCUGGGAUGUCAUUACCAAAUAUCAUGGAGAGGGCUCUCGGGAUAAUGCCUAUGUUCAUCUGCAGGUCCGAGAAUAUGAAGAGGCGAUCAACCUCGAAGGGACAGAUAAGAAGGCAUGGGACUUCAGAGGUCUGAUAAACACAAAAGCUGCAAGAUGGCGCCUCUUGUGUGUGGCUAUCGCAUCUUUCAUGAGUCAGUGGGCGCAGGCUGGCAUCACGACCUACUACAUUGGCGGACUUCUAGCCACAGCUGGUAUCACCGAUACAACACGAGUAUUGAACGUCAAUCUUGGCAACACGAUUCUUUCUGCUGGCUUAGCCUAUCUGGGAGGUUACUUGGGCCCCAAAAUUCGACGCAGACCUAUGAUGAUUGGCGCGUCUAUUGCUUGCACUAUCUGUUUUGCGAGCCUAUCAGCCACUACCGGGGUGCACGCAAAGACACAGGAAACAGGAGCAGCCAAUGCUUCUAUUGUGUUUAUCUUCUUGAUUGGCGCUUGUUUCAGCUUCGGCUGGACCCCAUUGCAGGCUAUGUAUGCCGUCGAAUGUCUGUCCUACGAAACUCGGGCCAAGGGCAUGGCCAUGUACUCUGUCUUCACCAAUAUUGCCUUGCUGGUGAAUCAGUUUGGAUUCGGAAAUGCUAUCGGUGUCAUUGGCUGGCAUAUAUACAUCAUCUUGGCCUGCUGGAACAUCGUCCAGGGAGUGUUUAUCUACUUCUUUGCUGUUGAAACCAACAAUCGAACCCUUGAAGACCUCACGGAGAUAUUUGAAGCCCCCAAUCCCCGAAAGAAGAGUACGGAAUCACAACAGGUCUUAGUUUCUGAUACUGCAAACAAUGUGGUGGAAGUCAAGUGUGCAUAG